This is a messenger RNA of Eucalyptus grandis, 784 nucleotides long. RefSeq names its product V-type proton ATPase subunit G 1. Gene Ontology annotation, biological process: proton transmembrane transport. Gene Ontology annotation, cellular component: vacuolar proton-transporting V-type ATPase complex. Gene Ontology annotation, molecular function: proton-transporting ATPase activity, rotational mechanism. The transcript has 4 exons. Lineage: Eukaryota; Viridiplantae; Streptophyta; Magnoliopsida; Myrtales; Myrtaceae. The record is from RefSeq and is a predicted model, not a curated record. The coding region runs from base 137 to 472 and encodes 111 amino acids.
GGUACUCUCUCUCUCUCUCUCUCUAUGCAUCUUCCGUUUCUCAGUCGCGUCUGCUGGUGAAGAACGUACCCAAUCCCGUCACUGUUCCUGGUUAACCGUCUGUUCAUCAACCGUCCAGCCUUAGAUCUUUGCACCCAUGGAAGCCAACAGGGGACAACCAAAUGGAAUUCAAUUGCUUCUUGCUGCAGAACAAGAGGCACAGCGCAUUGUCAAUGCUGCCAGAGAGGCAAAAAUGGCUCGGCUAAGGCAAGCCAAAGAAGAGGCAGAGAAGGAGAUUGUUGCGUUUCGUGCCCAAAUGGAGGCUGAGUAUCAGAGAAAGGUUGCGGAGAGUAGUGGAGAUUCCGGUGCUAAUGUCAAGCGGCUCGAGCAAGAAACGGAAGCAAAGAUUGCACACCUGAAGACGGAGGGCACAAGAAUAGCUCAGGACGUUGUGCAGAUGCUGUUGAAGCAUGUGACCACUGUGAAGAACUAGGGGUGCCGUGUAAGUGAAAGGCGCGAAAUUGCAUGGGGGCGCCUUUUCUGCGUUUGCAUGACUCUAUGGGUGCUUUCUUUGCCGGGUGUUACGAUUUCUUUUUUCUUUUUUUCCUGAUGGGUGUAAUUAGUCCCACGGCUGCUGUGAAUUUAGCUGUUUAUUGAUUCGAUUGGUGAAGUCAUGUCCCGCCUAAGAAGUCAUUACUCUUUGUUUGUUGUCUGUCCAAAGAAAAGUUUCAUACGCUUCUGUGGAGAUGUCAGUUUUGAAGCUUCGGUUGCAUGUCCUUUGUCUGAUCUACAUGAGCUUGGUCCA